Molecule: messenger RNA, 1643 nt
Organism: Colletotrichum navitas
Lineage: Eukaryota; Fungi; Ascomycota; Sordariomycetes; Glomerellales; Glomerellaceae
Product: orotidine 5'-phosphate decarboxylase/HUMPS family protein
Exons: 3
Coding region: 179-1288 (369 amino acids)
Biological process (GO): 'de novo' pyrimidine nucleobase biosynthetic process; 'de novo' UMP biosynthetic process
Cellular component (GO): cytosol
Molecular function (GO): orotidine-5'-phosphate decarboxylase activity
Source: RefSeq, a predicted model, not a curated record
UCUUUCCGUUUCUACUCUCCCUUUCGUUCUUUUUCCCUCAUCCUGCCUCCAUCUACUUACCUAGACGCGUCUUGUCUUGCCUCCGAAACCCGCCUCACCUCUACGUUGAUUCAGCCAAACUCGGACCCAGGCUUAGGCCACUGCAACGCGUGCUCCAGGACUGGAGACAUAUGCUAGGAUGACCUCUCACGGCACCGUAAAGGCGACUUUCGCCAGCCGCGCCGAAUCGGCAAGCCACCCACUUACAGCCUACCUACUCCGCUUGAUGGAUCUGAAGGCUUCCAAUCUAUGCCUCAGCGCCGAUGUCCCGACCGCAAGAGAACUGCUCUACCUGGCCGACAAGAUCGGACCAUCCAUCGUUGUACUGAAGACGCACCAUGACAUUGUCGCCGGGUGGGACUACAACCCGCAGACGGGCACUGGUGCCAAGCUUGCCGCGAUAGCUCGCAAACACGGCUUCCUCAUCUUCGAGGACCGCAAGUUUGGCGACAUUGGUAACACGGUCCAGAUGCAGUACGUUGCUGGUUCGGCGCGGAUCAUCGAAUGGGCCCACAUCAUCAACGUCAACAUGGUACCGGGCAAGGCUGCCGUCACGGCCCUCGCCGAAGCUGCGGCACGCUGGCGCGAACGGUACCCCUACGAGGUGAAGACGUCGGUCACGGUCGGAACGCCAAGGUCGGAGAGCUUCGACGACUACGAAGAGGACAAUGGAGACGGUCACGAACAUACGGUCGGCACGCCGCGACCGGCCGACAUCAACGGACGCAAGGGUAGCAUCGUCUCCAUCACAACACUGACCCAGCACUUCGAGCCGGCGCCGUCUCCUCGCUUUCCGAGAAACGAGUCCCACAACUCCGACGAGGUCUUGUACGCAGGUAUCGAAGAGGCCCCCAUGGACCGUGGCCUUCUCAUCCUGGCCCAGAUGUCGAGCGCCGGCAACUUCAUGAACAAGGAGUACACACAGGCUUGUGUCGAGGCCGCGAGGGAGAACAAGAAUUUCGUCAUGGGUUUCGUGUCCCAGGAGAAUCUCAACACCGACACUGACGAUUCUUUCAUCCACAUGACGCCGGGAUGCCAGCUGCCACCGGAGGGUGACGAGGAUAACGAGGGCGGCGUCGCGGGAGACGGCAAAGGACAACAGUACAACACGCCCGAGAAGCUCAUCGAGCUCUGCGGUACUGAUAUUGUCAUUGUCGGACGUGGUAUCUUGAAGGCCGGUGAUCCCCAGUCGGAAGCGGAGAGAUAUCGCCGGAAGGCCUGGAAGGCGUAUCUCUCCCGAGUUGCCUAAGCAACUCUUCCAUCUCACGCCCGCACACACACACACACACACACACACACACACACACACAAAUACUCACAAAUACUCACAAACACACACCCAAAUCAAAUACCCAGGCGUGUUUAUUCUUGUUAUUUCCCCCCUCGGCCGCACCGUUGUCGGGGGCUCUUUAGGGUGGCUGUUUCCUGCAAUGGCGAGUACUGUCCGUGGGUUUACGCAUUUCGGGUCUGCAACGACAUUCAUGUUGUAGAAGAAACGGGAAUCAUUCGGCACUGAAUCGGAUUUUUAGACGGGGACUCGGUGACCCGGGAUGGGCACAAAACGAAAAGAAAAAAAAGGGGGACCGGCGUUGAGAUUGACCAAG